GAAUUUCUCGGGGCAGCCAUCAUCCUCUUUUCGACCACUUAUGAUUACCUACCUCUACACAACGCUGCCCUUCUCCAAUCACUUUCACGAUUUUACCGGCAGCGAACCAUUUCCCUUCUCGAAUUAUCACUAUUGUCGCAAUGGCACGAUCCCAAGCAGUCGAUAAUUCCACAGCGGAAGCUCGCAUGCAAUCUGCCAGCGCACGAGCACCAACCAAAGAUGACCGAAAGAAAGAAUGGGAGGUCAAAGAAAUUCUCGAAGUAAAGAAGAGAUGGAAGAGUUUAUAUGCUAGGGCGUCUUGGGUUGGCUAUCGCAAUGAUCCCGAAUGGUAUCCCAUUUCCGAUUUUAAAACAUCGCCAUACUUGUUGAAGAAAUUCUAUCGGGAGAACCCCAAAGCACCUGGCCCUCCAACACAGCUGCCUGCUUGGGAAGAGGCUUUUAAGGCGGGAGAGGAUGACUAUGAGCACUUGAAUAGUAAUAAGCCUAUGAAUCCCGUCUCAAAGUCCAGAUAUCUCAAACGAAUGUUGGAUGAGUUGGAUGAGUUAGAUGAGUUAGAUGAGUUGGAUGAGUUGGAUGAGUUGGAUGAGUUGGAUGUGUCGGAUGAGUUGGAUGUGUCGGACGAGUCGGACAAGGGACCGGAUAAAAACAGAACAUGUGCUUCGCGAAUGAAGAGAUAUCAUCGUUAAAUUAUCUUUCUCCGAAUUAUUCCACGAAUAUUUUGUGCUUGCUGGAUAGCUUUCCUAUCAUGAUUCAAUAAUUUGACGACUUUGAGACAAAGAGCCACAGGGACACACUUACUAGGUAUAUUAGAGAACUUCGUAUCCGGAGGAAGAUUAUGAAGAAUUUUCAUGAGUUGGCAGAACACGAAGUCUCUCGCAGAUAUGGAGGAUAACUUUCAGAUCUAUCAGUGUUGUUAGCUGGUACCAUAUCAAAGUUGUUAAUUAAGUAGACAAAGUUACUUGCCCA
Botrytis cinerea B05.10 is the source of this 966-nucleotide messenger RNA. RefSeq lists its product as hypothetical. Bases 141 to 686 code for a protein of 181 amino acids. NCBI's taxonomy places the organism in Eukaryota, Fungi, Ascomycota, Leotiomycetes, Helotiales, Sclerotiniaceae. The record is from RefSeq and is a predicted model, not a curated record. The transcript is spliced from 2 exons.